Messenger RNA from Sinocyclocheilus grahami, 1280 nucleotides. It is a transcript of the gene lamp5, whose product is annotated as lysosomal associated membrane protein family member 5. Gene Ontology annotation, cellular component: late endosome membrane; plasma membrane; lysosomal membrane. The record is from RefSeq and is a predicted model, not a curated record. NCBI's taxonomy places the organism in Eukaryota, Metazoa, Chordata, Actinopteri, Cypriniformes, Cyprinidae. Bases 247 to 1062 code for a protein of 271 amino acids. Gene Ontology annotation, biological process: establishment of protein localization to organelle. The transcript has 6 exons.
CUGUGGCUUCUUCUGCGGGAGUCACUGAAGGACUGAGAGCGUCGUGUCGUGAUAGUGUCGCGGGGAGGAGCUGCUUCAGAGCUGAUCAGUGCGGCUCGGGCAGACGCACACACACACACACACAGACACGGGAGCUGACGCUGGAGCGGAGGACGCUCGGAGGAACAGCGCGCAGCGGUCAGUCAGGGGCCCCUGGAGCUCCUCUGGAAUCCUCCGCACACUGUCCUGCAGGAGCACCGCUUCAUCAUGGACCUGCUGCUGCUCCUGUCUCUGUCGGCGCUCUGUGUUUCUGCGGAGCAGGAGGUGGAGAAUCUCUCCGGACUGUCGCCGAAUCCUGACCGGGAUAUUUUCGUAGUGAGAGAAAACGGAACGACCUGCUUGAUGGCGGAGUUUGCGGUGAAAUUCCUGAUUCCCUACGACGUGCUGGCACUGAACGGGAUCGAUCUGAUCACGGAGCAGGCGUCCGUGUCGGUCCCGCGUGGAGCUCAGAUCGCUGGGAGAUGCGGGAGCAGUGAGUCCGAGCUGCACAUCUCGUGGAUCAAUCACGCAUUCACAUUCCGCAUCUUCUUCUCAAAGGAGAAGCGCACCAUGGGCAGUGAUGGAAAAGCUAAAGAAACUGAAGUAUGGAAGAUAAACAAGGUCCAGCUGGUCUACAACACUUCAGAGGCGACACACUUCAUUAGCGCUUAUAAUCCGGGGAAACACAUAGCCAGCACACAUCACCUCUCCGCUCUGGUGACUCCGGCCGGACAUUCGUUUGUUUGCGCGGCUCAGCAGACGCUCACACUGAUCUCCAGCGACCAUCAGAAGGGAAUCACCGUCUCCAUCUACGACAUUCAGAUUCAACCCUUCGACAUCAAGAGCGACUUCGUCUUCAGUGAACCGUUUAAAUGCAUCACGGACCAGCGGGAGCAGCUGGAGCAGAUGCUGCCGCUGGUGUUGGGUCUCAUCCUGGGUCUCAUCAUCGUCAUCACCGUCUCCGUUUAUCACUUCCACCUCAAACUGAGCGCCGCGCAGCAGCCGCAGCUUCCUCGCGACCGCUCGCUCUACAAGAACAUGUGAAGCUCUCUACCGGACGUGACGUCGGUCCAAAUGUCUCAACGCACGUCAUUAGAACGCCGCUUUUCUUUCUGGUUUCUGUGUCAAAUGUAUGGAAGCCCGUUUCCACCAUAGAAUUAAACGAAUGUAAAAAGGUAAUUGCGACUUUCUUUCCAGAAUUGCUAAAACUCUUGUUUUGUGAGAUAUAAACUCGAAAUUGUGCGGAAAAAAGCCAGAAUUGU